AGGGGCAGUAGUGAGUAGAGGAUGUCAGUCAGCACAUAAUGGGAGCAGCAGCAGAAGAAGGUUAGCUAAAUAAGACACAGUGUGGUCAACAAACAAACAACAAACAUCAUGACGCUGCACUUCUACUCCUUUCCUGCACAAACUCUGUUCUACGGCGGUAAGAAUGGACACCUUUGAUACAAUACUUACCAACAAACAUCAUGACGCCGCACUUCUACUCCUUUCCCGCACAAACUCUGUUCUACGGCGUUAAGGGCUGAGCUUGCUGGGUGGAGGUGGAGGUGGAGGUGGGAGUCGCUACCCAGAGCGUCCAUCGCCGCUGGCCGAUGCAGCGAUGCGGCACCACGGCUGGCUCCUGCGCGCUUGCGCCCUGGUGCUGCUCUUCCUCAUGUUCGUCACCAAGUUUAUCAGCUACAAAGCUGUCAACGACUAUGGCGAGGUGGCUGGUGUUCAGAACUGGACGUUGUCAGGACACAAGGUGGCAAAGCUUUCAAUGCCCACUUCUGGAAAAACUCUUGCACCGCAACAAGAUCAGUCCUCAGCUUCCCCUGCGACGACUGAGUGGGAAGGCGUUCUGGCCCAGCGAAUCCAGCUGCUCUCAACUGUUUGUAAGGACAGUCAACUCAGGAAUAGCACUCACGUCCCCAUCAGCAAGUUCGUCCUGGACCGCAUCUUUGUUUGUGACAAGCACAGCAUCUUGUUCUGCCAGACACCCAAAGUGGGAAACACCCAAUGGAAGAAGGUCCUCAUUGCUCUCAACGUCAAAUCCGUUGAAGAACGGACGGGGUACACAAGGAACCUACUCCAGUGUGGAGGAGAUCCCGGAGAACCUGGUCCAUGACCAUGAGAAGAACGGCCUGCCCCGCCUCUCCUCCUUCAAACCACAAGAAGUUGCACUCAGAUUGAACUCUUACUUUAAGUUUUUCAUCGUGAGAGAUCCAUUCGAGCGCCUGAUCUCCGCAUUUAAGGACAAGUUCAUCAAGAACCCCCGUUUUGAGCCGUGGUACAAGCACGACAUCGCUCCCGCCAUCAUUCGCAAAUACCGCAAAAGCCACCGCGACAGCGGCCUUUCCGCGUCCGGCUUGCACUUCGAGGACUUUGUGCGUUACCUGGGGGACACAGAGGGCCGGCGCCGCAUGGACCGUCAGUUUGGCGAGCACAUCAUCCACUGGGUGACGUAUGCCGAGUUGUGCGCGCCGUGUGACAUCCGCUACGACGUCAUAGGCCACCACGAGACACUGGAGCGAGACGCCGCCCACAUCCUGAGGAGAGCCGCCAUCGAUCAUCUGGUGUCCUACCCCGCCAUCCCUCCCGGCAUCACACGCUACAACAAGACCAAGGUGGAACGCUACUUCUCAGGAAUCAGCAAGCGGGACAUCAGGCGCCUCUAUGAGCGCUUCGAGGGGGACUUUCACUUAUUUGGAUACCCCACACCUGACUUUCUCCUCCUCUGACAUUCUGCAGGAAGUAACCAUCGACAACAACCAUAUUUAUGACAACAUUCUAUUCAAUGUGAAAGAGCAUGUUCCUUUGCACUCCUAUUUGGAUUAGUUUUAUAGAGUAUAACUCAGAAAUAACAUUUUUGUAUUUUCUCCACACUCGCCCAAGGUCUGUGAUGUUUCCUGAGAGAGGCGGCGCUAAAUAGAAGCACCUCUGAGGUGCGAUGAUGCCUUUAUUCUGCAUCAUUGUGCUUUUUCCAAGGUGGGUCAAGAUGGAGGUUGUUCUAGUACUCCUACCAAUGGACACAUGUCUUCACUACUGCUUAUGACAUUUUUUGAUGUAGCUUUUAGUCACAAGGAGCCUUGGUACAGUGUUUUAGACCGAUUACAAAGUAUGACAUGUACGUGGUCUUUAACCUGCAAUACUGCUUUUGUUAUUUAUAUCAAGCUAAUGACAAACUACUGUAGAGGACCUCACCUUUCUGCUAAUAUUUUGCUGUCCUUUCAUGGGACAACACUGAAGAAAUGAGACUUUGAUACAAGGUGAAGUGUUUGAUGUACAUAGCUGGCUACAUGUUUGAUGUACAGUAUAAGUGUGUACAUAAGUGAGUACACAAAUGUACAGUAUAAGUGUGUACAUGGCGGGCUACAUGUUUGAUGUACAGUAUAAGUGUGCACAUAAGUGAGUACACAAAUGUACAGUAUAAGUGUGUACAUGGCGGGCUACAUGUUUGAUGUACAGUAUAAGUGUGCACAUAAGUGAGUACACAAAUGUACAGUAUAAGUGUGUACAUGGCGGGCUACAUGUUUGAUGUACAAUAUAAGUGUGUACAUGGCGGGCUACAUGUUUGAUGUACAGUAUAAGUGUGUACAUGGCGGGCUACAUGAGUGAGUACACAGAUCAAGUGUCAUUUCUUCAGUGUUAAUCAAAAAAUAAAUGCAGAAAUGUGUACUCUCUUUUUGUGAGGUACUGCUGGAUUUCCCCCAGUGGACUUUGACACUAGUCCUUGCUGCACUAGAGCAACUCUCAUGACAAUAAUAAUAAUAAAGUCUAUCAUUUUAAAGUAAGAUAUGUAGCUUUUGCAUCGUUAUGUGUGAGUUAACACUGAAUAAUGUUGGCCACUUGCCCGCUGCUCAAACACAGCAAAUGUAUUUGAGCAUGUGGAAGUUCUCCUGCUAUGACGUGCAGCACAGGAGUCCCAGUAGUCCUCGUAGUCCUCGUAGUCUCUUCCAGUGUGCAGGACAACUACAGGGAUAAAAGUAAGGCGUUGUUCAUUAAAAUAUUUUUUCUAACGUC
This is a messenger RNA of Nerophis ophidion (straightnose pipefish), 2736 nucleotides long. RefSeq names its product carbohydrate sulfotransferase 10 (gene chst10). Gene Ontology annotation, molecular function: sulfotransferase activity. NCBI's taxonomy places the organism in Eukaryota, Metazoa, Chordata, Actinopteri, Syngnathiformes, Syngnathidae. Gene Ontology annotation, cellular component: membrane. The record is from RefSeq and is a predicted model, not a curated record. The transcript is spliced from 7 exons. Gene Ontology annotation, biological process: proteoglycan biosynthetic process; carbohydrate biosynthetic process. Bases 327 to 1454 code for a protein of 375 amino acids.